AUGUCAAGGAAUCAAGUUGAUGAGGAGGUUAAUAAACCUUUAUUAUCAUUUAUUGAUAAUCAGCCACAACAACAACCACCAGAAGAGCCAGAACAACAACUGUUGAAUUUACCACAAUAUUCAGAUAUUUCAUCAUUAGAUAUUCAUGAAGAAGAAUUAGAGUCAGAAACUGAAGAAGUAUCAACAGAAACAGAUGAAGAAAAACAACCAUUGAUUUAUACUGAAGAAAAAGUCUCUCAAGAUGAUGACAAUGAUGAUGAUAAAUAUUUUGAUGAAAAAAAAGAUAGACUUGAUUUAGAAGCAAAUAAAUUAAAAGAUAAUAAAUCUAAAAAAUGUUUAAUAACAAUUAGAAUCAUCAAGUUCGUAUUAAUUUCAAGUAUUCUGAUUUAUGCUUUAUUUUCAUUUACAAAUGUAUUUGAUUCAAUUUUACCUUUUAAAAAUGAAAAAUCAUACAUUACUACUCCACAAGCAAUUAUUGAAUCAAUGGAUGGUAAAAAGAUUCGUCAUCCACAUUCUUAUUUACUUAAUUUAAUGAAUAUUGAUCAAGAUCAAAUUGAAAAUGAAGAAGAACAAAAUUUUGGAUUAGGAAAAGAGAUUAUUGAAGUAUCUAAUCCUUUUAGACCAGGUCAAAAUUAUGAUAAGAUAGUUUAUAGAACUAAAUUAUUACAACAUUCAUUUGGAAAUUCUUAUGGUCAUCCAAAAGUAGUAAAAUUUUCAAUCCCCAAAAAUAUUACUUUCAAUUCUGUAGUAUUAGGUUUAUUAACUGAAGCUGAAGGAAUUCAAUAUGAUAGAUUAGCUAAUAUCUUUGUUAAUGGUGUACAAAUUUGGAGAACUUCAACAAUUGAACCUGGUGGACAUAAAGUUUUUUCAUUUUUUAAAAAAGAUGUUUCAAAAUAUUCCAAUUUAUUUAAAGGUGAUGAUAAUGAAAUUUUAUUUGAAUUAAAUAAUAUUGUUAAUGAUAAAUAUACUGGUAGUUUUAAUGUUACUUUGGAAGCAGAAUUUUUGAAUUUUGAACAUGAUGAUCAUCAUAAAAAGCAUAAAAACCAUAAAGAACAUAAAGAACAUAAAGAACAUAAAGAACAUAAAGAACAUAAAGGAGAGCAUGAAGAAAAUGAAUUAAAUUUGAAUGAAUUUUAUAAUCAUCAUCAAAACAUUGAUCAUGAAAAUAAAAAAGUAGGAUGUGGAGGAGACAAUCAAAAACAUGCUUUAAAAUCUAUUAAUAAAUUUGCAAAAUUACUUGGUUGGAAUGAAAAUAAACCAAAAAAUAAUUAUAAAAGAUCAGAACAUUAUGAAAGUGAUUCAGAUUCAGAUUCAGAUUCAGAUUCAGACGAUUCAGAUUUAGAAUUUGAUUCAGAAAUUAAUGAAAAUUGGAAAUCAGAUAAAAAACCUUUUGGAAUUAGAAAAGGUGGUGUUGUUCAUUAUAAUAAUGAUGAUAAUAAAGAUGAAGAUAAGAAAUCAAAUGGAAAACCUUUUGGAAUUAGAAAAGGUGGUGUUAUCCAUUAUAAUGAUGGUAAAGAUGAUGAUGAUAAAAAACCCCAUCCAACUGAUAUACCUAAAAAACCACAUCAUCCAAAACCUCCACAUCAUAAACCUCCACAUCAUAAACCACCACAUCAUAAACCUCCUCAUGAUAAACCACCACAUCAUAAACCUCCUCAUGAUAAACCACCACAUCAUAAACCUCCUCAUGAUAAACCACCACAUCAUAAACCUCCUCAUGAUAAACCACCACAUCAUAAACCUCCUCAUGAUAAACCACCACAUCAUAAACCUCCUCAUGAUAAACCACCACAUCAUCCACCACCAUACCAUCCUCCUCCACAUCAUCCUCCUCCACAUCAUUAUAAACCACCACAUAAAGAUGGACAUUUAUUUAAAAUUGCAAGACCUGCUGAUUCAAUUCAUUCAUUAGUAUCAAGUAAAAAAGGUGAAGCAGCAAUUGAAUAUCUUUCAUCAAAAAGUCUUAAAGUAAAAUUACCAAGUGUUCCAAAAAAUACAACACGUUUACAAUUAUCAGUUUUCACAUCUGGAAAUUCAGCUGAAGAAUUUUGGUAUACUAAUGUAAUUGAUGAAUUUAAAGAUAUUUUUGAAGAUGAUAAUGGUACUAAAUUUAUUGGUAAAGGUCCAAUAAGAAUUUUAAAUGUUUAUCUUAAUGGUGAAAAAAUUGUUUCACAAACUCCGGAACCAGUUAUAUUUACAGGUGGUAUUUCUCCUGCAUUAUGGAAUCCAGUUGUUUCUAAUUCUGCUUUUGAUGUUCCAGCUAUUGAUGUUGAUGUUACUCCAAUUUUACCAUUAAUUUGGGAACAUCAAUAUAAAGAUGAUCAAAUUUUAGAAAUUGAAAUUAGUAAUGGAUUAGGAGAAGUUGGUUUAUCUAAUAAUACUUUUGUAAAUUCAAAUUGGAUAACUUCUGCAAAUUUAUUAGGAUUUGAAAAUUCUGAAGUUAUUGGCUCAUCUGGUGAAUUAAUUAGUAUUGAUCAUCAAAGUAGAGCAGGUGUUGUACCAAUUGCUAUUCCUUUUACUCAUGCAUUCCAACAAAUUGUAAAUGGUAUAUUCAGUGCUGAAAUUAAAAGUAAUUUAAUAUUUGAAUUAAAAAAUAAAACUUUAAAUACAACUUUUAGUUCUUAUUCAAAAGGUGAGAUUUCAAAUAUUCAAAGUUAUUUACAAGAUGGUAAUAUUCAAGGUUUAGUUCAUGUUGGUCAUUCAUCAAGUUCAUUUAUUAUUCAAGACAAUGAUUUACCAGAACAUCCAGAACCAGAAGGAAAACAUGGUAAACAUGGAAAACAUCAUCAUAAACAUCAUUUACUUCCUUUUAAUACUAUUCAUUCAGUAAACACUUCAUUAAGUUAUCCAUUACUUUUAAAAUCAAAAAUAAAUGAUAAAUCAAUAAAUGAAAAUGAAUAUGAUAUUGAAUAUGAUGUAAACAUUGUAGAUGUUAAAACAUUAGCAAUGAAAUUUGAUGGAUUUAGAGGUAAAAUUAAUAUAAAUAAAGCUCAAAAUGGUUCUUCAAAAUUUUUUUUAUCAAAUAAAGGAAAUCAUGGAUUUGGUAGUUUAACUUCUAAAUUUAAAGAAUCUAUUAGAUUUGGUCCUUUUGAAAAAGGUUUAAAAAGAAGAGUUGAUGCUGUUAAUGGAACUAUUGUUGAUGAAUCUUUAAUUAUUGAUCCACAUAAGAAACAAGGAAAUGGUAAACAUCAUUUUGGAAAACAAAAUGGUAAAUAUUACGAAAAACAUGGAAAACAUCAUGAUAAACAAGAACAAAAAAUUAAGGAUAAUACAAAACAUCAUAAAUUUUCAAUUUUAGAUAAAAUUUUUAAACAUUGUGGUGUUGGUCGUAGAACAGUGGAACAAAAAUUUGAAAGAGUAUUCAAAAUUUUAAAUAAUAAUAAUCCAUUUAAUAUUAAUGUUGAAAAAUUAGCUUUACAAUUAUCUAAAAUUCAAAUAGUUUGA
This is a messenger RNA of Lodderomyces pseudojiufengensis, 3444 nucleotides long. RefSeq names its product Png2p (gene PNG2). Bases 1 to 3444 code for a protein of 1147 amino acids. The transcript has a single exon. The record is from RefSeq and is a predicted model, not a curated record. Lineage: Eukaryota; Fungi; Ascomycota; Pichiomycetes; Serinales; Debaryomycetaceae.